AUUAAUUGAUAAUUAACAGAAAGACAACAUCAAGGUGUCUCUGUAAUGGAUCCCCAAAUAGCCAAUAAGCUUGGAACCUCUCUACUACUGGUGCCUUCUGUUCAUGAGCUAGCCAAGCAACCCAUGACCAUAGUUCCAGAACGAUACAUUCAUCCAAACCAAGACCCUCCUUCUGUUGAGUUUGCUACUUCACACCAAGUUCCAGUUAUCGAUCUUAAUAAAUUGUUGUCUGAAGAUGAAAAUGAGUUAGAGAAGUUUGACCUUGCAUGCAAAGAGUGGGGCUUCUUUCAGCUGAUAAAUCAUGGAAUCAACCCUUCAACACUGGAAAAAGUGAAGAUAAGUGUUGAAGAGUUCUUCAGUCUUCCAAUGAAAGAGAAGAAAAAGUUUUGGCAAAAUCAAGGAGAUUUGGAAGGAUAUGGUCAGAAUUUUGUUGUAUCUGAAGAACAAAAGCUUGAAUGGGCAGAUCUAUUUUAUAUUUUCACUCUUCCAUCGUACGUGCGGAAUCCCCACUUAUUUCCUUGUAUUCCCCAACCAUUCAGAGAGGCUGUAGAGAGCUAUUCUUUGGAGCUGGAAAAGCUUUGCAUGACAAUCAUCAAACUUAUGGCAAAAACACUUAAGAUCAAACCUAACGAAUUGUUAGAGUUGUUUGAAGAUGUAAGUCAGGCUAUGAGGAUGAAUUGCUAUCCUCCUUGUCCCCAACCAGAACAUGUCAUUGGCCUUAAUCCUCAUUCUGAUGCUGGUGCUCUUACCAUCCUACUACAAGUCAAUGACACAGAAGGUCUUGAAAUUAGGAAAGAUGGAAUGUGGGUUCCCAUUAAACCCUUUUCUAAUGCUUUUGUCAUCAACAUUGGAGAUAUCUUGGAGAUAUUGACUAAUGGCAUUUACCGAAGCAUAGAACAUAGAGCAACGAUCAACUCGGAGAAGCAGAGGAUUUCCAUUGCCACAUUUCAUGGGCCUCAAAUGAACAAAAUUAUAGGUCCAACACCAAGUCUUGUUACUCCUGACAGACCUGCAUUGUUCAAAAGGAUUGGCGUGGCAGAUUACUACAAAGGAUACUUCUCACGUGAGCUAAAUGGGAAAUCAUAUCUUGAUGUUGUUAGGAUCCAAAAUGCAUAGAACUAAUUUGCUUGGGAUUGUAAUUCAGGCUCACAACAAAUCAUUGUCACUUUAUAUAUGAACAUGAAUAAUUAGUAAUAAUAAGGGUUAAUAGUUAUUUUUAUUUA
This is a messenger RNA of Glycine soja, 1223 nucleotides long. Its product is annotated as protein SRG1-like. The record is from RefSeq and is a predicted model, not a curated record. The transcript has 4 exons. Bases 46 to 1116 code for a protein of 356 amino acids. Lineage: Eukaryota; Viridiplantae; Streptophyta; Magnoliopsida; Fabales; Fabaceae.